UAUAAUGUUGUAUUCAAUGUGGGCUCCGAAUAUUUUUAAUAUUAACAAAGUUUAAUAUAAGUUAUAAAUUGUGAAUCUCAGUGAUAUAUGGAAAUAAACUGUAAGUGUACAAACUCGUUACAUAAUAUCCAGUUAAAUUAGCAUUAAAGUCUGCAAAUUGCAAUUAUUUGUUAUUGUUGUCAAUAAACAAAUCCAGUUUUACCAGCAAAAUAACCGCUUUUAGUAAAGACCCAUAUACCUGUUUUUGCAGGUGUACAGGGUCGGACUUACUUUUCACUUAACGUUUAUCCAAAUUUCGAAAUUAAUUCAAACAUGGAAUCACACAACAGUUCUACAAUACAAGACCAUCAAAGUCAAAUAAACGCACCACAGUCAUACUCUUUGGCAGCGUCGGGAGUGCAAUUUCCUUUAAAGUCCCAAGGAAUUAUCUUUAGUGCCUUAGAAAACACCAAACUUCAAGACUACCUUCUCCCGCUUGGAAAUAUAAUUCAACCGAAAAAUAUAAUCUUCUCUUCUAGAUUAUCUAAUAAUCGCAUAUGUAUGUAUUUAUCCAAUAAACAAAUGGUGGAUGAUUUUAUGAAUAAUCAUGGUCAAAUAGAAAUACAAGGUGAAAUUGUCAGAGCGAGAAGCGGAACGACUUGUGCUCUCCGGCGUAUGUCCUUCAAUACCGCACGACUUGCUAAUCAAUGAGUUACAAAAAAUCGGCAUAGUUCCUGUCUCCCCCAUGACAUUCCUCAAAAUUAGUGCUUCUAUGCCUGAGUACAAUCACAUCCUUAGUUUUAGAAGACAAAUCUAUAUCAGUCCUCACAGUCUAACACUACCAGAGACAUUUACUGUUGUUUUUGACAACACGAUAUAUAGAAUAUUCAUUUCUCAAGACAGUUUAGUUUGCUUUAGAUGCAAGAAGCCAGGUCACAUUGCAUCCCAGUGCUCCGAACCACUAGCUCAACUAAACACUAACCAAAACAAUGAAGCAUCGAUAUCCAGCGCAACAAAUAUAUCUUCGCAAGCACCCAAUGAUACAAACCCUUCUCAGUGUGAACAAAUGUCUAUUUCUAAUGUCCCGGAGAUACCAAACAAAGUAGAUGCAUUAAAUAAGGACAGUCACAUAAUCAAUCAACCAAAACGUAACUUUGAUGAAAUUAUUUCACCUGAAGCAGACCCAUCUUCAAAAGAACGUAACAUUUUUCCACCGCCUAAAGUCCAAGCAAAAUCUAAAAAAGCUAAAAUUAGUUCAGCAAGCACUUCUGAAUGCUCAUUUUCUCUCUUACUUGACCCUGCCAAAAACUUCAUAGAAAAUCACCCUCUACCUUUCCCUCUAAACUUUGAUCAACUUGACAUGCUCCUAACGAAUAUCACGGGAUCAACAGAUCAUAUAGCCACGAUUAAAGAAUAUACCACAGACCUAGAAGCCUUAACCGAGAUGCUCAUUGAAGUUUACCCCCAUUUAAAGGAAAGAUCUAUAAAACGCAAAAUCACGUCCUUAAGGAAAAAAAUUCAUAAAUACCUUGGUAGUGAGGAGGCAUCGGACUGGGAAAGUGACACAUCUCAAUUAAGUCAACAUUAAGAUUUAAGUUUCUACUUCAAAAGAAUAUUGAUGGAUUUAUCCAUCGCCUAGCUAUGCUCCAACAUCUUUCUCUAAAUUCCAGCAUCUAUACUGCAGAGCUCUUUGGUUUGUUUAAAGCCAUCAAACGUGUAAAUAUUAAAAACCUCCCCUGUUGUCUAGUCCUUUCCGACUCUCUUAGCAUAGUCAAAGCUAUGCAAAAUAUAUACCACAAACACCCCAUUGAGAAAAGAAUCAAGGCCGAACUAAUGGAAGCUCAAGAAAGUUUCAGAAGAAUCUUCCUGUGGAUACCAUCUCACAUAGGCAUAGAAGGAUAUAGGAACAAGCAGAGUACUAGUGCGCGUAACGCUAUCACUAAUGAUGUAU
Messenger RNA from Diabrotica virgifera virgifera (western corn rootworm), 1930 nucleotides. RefSeq lists its product as uncharacterized. The record is from RefSeq and is a predicted model, not a curated record. NCBI's taxonomy places the organism in Eukaryota, Metazoa, Arthropoda, Insecta, Coleoptera, Chrysomelidae. Gene Ontology annotation, molecular function: nucleic acid binding; zinc ion binding. The transcript is spliced from 2 exons. Bases 725 to 1567 code for a protein of 280 amino acids.